AUGAUGCUGCUGGGGGGGACGCUCAGCUUUGAGGUCCCCCACCGAUCCCUCUCUCUGCCAUCCCUGACCCCGCAGGUUCUCUGGCUCCUCUACCUGUUCAUCUUCCUUGGUGUGACAGCGGGGAAGUUCUUCUGCCCCAACUUAUCGGCCAUCUCCACCCACCUGAAGCUGUCUCACAACGUGGCAGGUGUCACCUUCCUGGCCUUUGGCAACGGGGCACCGGAUGUCUUCAGCGCUGUGGUGGCUUUCUCUGACCCACGGACAGCGGGGUUGGCCAUCGGGGCCGUCUUUGGUGCCGGCGUGUUCGUGACCACGGUGGUGGCCGGGGGCAUCGCCCUGGUCAAGCCCUUCGCGGCCGCCUCCAGGCCCUUCCUCAGGGAUAUCAUCUUCUACAUGGUGUCCGUCUUCCUCACCUUCGUGGUCCUCUACUUCGGCAGACCCAUCGCUCCCCCCACUCCAGGUUACCUGGGGCUCUAUGUCUUCUACGUCUUCACCGUGGUGCUCUGCACCUGCAUUCACCGGCGGCAGCGGGGGGAAGGUGUGGCCCCCCCCGGACCCUGGGAGCCAGAGCUGCCGGCAAACACUGAAGAGCGGGAGUCCUCGGGCACCCACAGCGGGGACUACGGCGAGGAGUACCGUCCCCUGCUGCCCUCCCAGGAGUCCUCCCUGCGCAUCUUCACCAAUGCCCUCCGGCCCUUGGAGUACCGCAAGUGGAGGAGGAAGCCCUGGUACUGGCGGAUCUUCAAGGUCUUCAAGGUGCCGGUGGAGCUGCUGCUGCUGCUCACGGUUCCCGUGGUGGACCCUGACAAGGACGAUCUGAACUGGAAGAGACCCCUCAACUGCCUGCACCUCCUCACCAGCCCCCUGCUCUGCGUCCUCACCCUGAAGUCAGGCGCCUAUGGACUCUACCAGAUCCAGGGCGUCUUCCCUGUCUGGGCACUCAUCUCACUGGUUGGCUUUGCCCUGGCCUUCAUCAUCUUCAUCACCACAAGCAAUGAGCAGCCACCCAAGUAUCACUGCGUGUUUGCCUUCCUUGGCUUCUUGGCCAGUGCCAUGUGGAUCAAUGCUGCGGCCACGGAGCUGGUGAACGUCCUCCGGACCCUGGGCAUCAUCUUCCAGCUGAGCAACACCGUGCUGGGCCUGACGCUGCUGGCCUGGGGCAACAGCAUCGGUGACACCUUCUCCAACCUCACCAUGGCACGGCAGGGCUAUCCCCGCAUGGCCUUCUCCGCCUGCUUCGGGGGCAUCAUCUUCAACAUCCUGGUUGGCGUGGGACUGGGCUGCCUGCUGCAGAUGACCAGUAGCCAGCUGGUGGUGAAGCUGGAACCCGACAGCCUCCUGGUCUGGAUCCUCGCCGGGGCCCUGGGGCUGAGCUUGGUCUUCUCCUUCGUGUCGGUGCCGGCGCAGUGCUUCCAGCUGGGCAGAGCCUACGGCGUCUGCCUCAUCCUCUACUACCUGGCCUUCCUCUGUGUGGCCCUGCUCACCGAGUUCAAGGUCAUCCAUCUCUCCUGAUCCGGGCGAGGGACGUGCAUCCAUCCCCACCUCUCCCUCCUGCCUCCACCCAGGGUGGGGACCUCGCUGUCCCCUUCUCCCUGGGGACAAGGGCACCUCAACCCCCACCCUGCUGGAGGCAGCUCAGCCCCUUGGCUUUGGGGGAGGAGGGUUGGGUUGGUUGGUUGUGCUUUGGGAAAGGAGAAGGAGAUGGUUGUCAUCAGUAACAUCCUCUCCCUGCUCCGCUUGAUCUUCAACUUGAGGUGGCUCCAAGGAGGAGGUCAAGACCUCAGCUUCCUUCCUUGGCCACCCAGGUCCCGGUGGCAGGGGCAGAGGAGAUGAUGGUGGCUCCAGCCCAGGGAGGUUUUACCUCUUCAACUGCUUGAUUUUUCUCCUCCCCAUCUCCCAUCCUGCCCCCGCCACCGGGACAGGGCUCGGGCCAGUGGUGCUAAAGGGAACACACCUUUGUCACUGCAGAGGUGACGUGUCCACACCACGGGCUGGAAAGAGCAGCCAAGGCAGAGCGUGGUGGGGUGAAGGUGAGACAAAGCUCCAGGGCAGCGCUUGGUUUUAAGGCAGGCAAAGCUGGAGGGGGAAAAAAAAAAUAAACAAACAAACCCAGGGAGGCUGGUUUCCCCAGCUUUUUUUUUUUUUUUAAGUGAUGUUUUUCAACCUGAGUUUCAGAUCCUGCUUUCCCUCCUCUUCCUCCUUGGGGCUGGGGGAUGGGAGUGGGGGGAUGGACAGAGCUGUAGGGAAAGGACUUGGAGGUUUCUACCCACAGCCUAACCUCUGGCACUGUAAAAACAAAA
Molecule: messenger RNA, 2300 nt
Organism: Calidris pugnax (ruff)
Lineage: Eukaryota; Metazoa; Chordata; Aves; Charadriiformes; Scolopacidae
Gene: SLC8B1
Product: solute carrier family 8 (sodium/lithium/calcium exchanger), member B1
Exons: 14
Coding region: 1-1512 (503 amino acids)
Biological process (GO): intracellular calcium ion homeostasis; calcium export from the mitochondrion
Cellular component (GO): membrane
Molecular function (GO): calcium:sodium antiporter activity
Source: RefSeq, a predicted model, not a curated record